Knipowitschia caucasica is the source of this 2340-nucleotide messenger RNA. The record is from the annotation of a GenBank genome assembly. NCBI's taxonomy places the organism in Eukaryota, Metazoa, Chordata, Actinopteri, Gobiiformes, Gobiidae.
AUGUCCGCCAGGCCGGGGUUUUAUCGCCAGGAGCUGAACAAGACGGUGUGGGAGGUUCCCGAGCGCUACCAGAACCUCACGCCGGUGGGAUCCGGGGCGUACGGCUCCGUGUGCUCUGCAUAUGAUGUGGUGCUGCGUCAAAAGGUGGCAGUGAAGAAAUUGUCCAGGCCGUUUCAGUCCCUCAUCCACAGCCGGAGGUCGUACAGAGAGCUGAGGCUGCUCAAACACAUGAAACACGAGAAUGUAAUAGGCCUGUUGGAUGUCUUCACACCGGCUGCUGCUCUCAAGGAUUUUAAUGAGCUGUAUGUCUCGCAAGGAAGAGGCCCAGAGGAAAACUCAGCACUUUCCCAGUCCACACACCACUUCAUUGUAAACAAUGUCCUGCAAAACCGUAAGAUCAAUGCCACUCAGCGCCAGGCUCACAAGGCCUCCGAGUGUCACAUCAGACAAUUAAAACUAUACCUGGUGACAAAUCUGAUGGGUGCCGACCUCAACAACAUUGUUAAAUUUCAGAGACUGUCCGACGAACAUGUACAGUUUUUAAUCUAUCAGCUCCUCCGAGGGCUCAAGUACAUUCACUCUGCAGGAUUGAUACAUAGAGACCUAAAGCCCAGUAAUGUUGCUGUCAAUGAAGACUGUGAACUCAGAAUUCUAGACUUUGGCCUGGCCCGACAAACAGACGAUGAAAUGACAGGGUAUGUGGCGACCCGCUGGUACAGAGCCCCUGAGAUCAUGCUCAACUGGAUGCACUACAACCAAAAUGUUGACAUAUGGUCUGUAGGAUGUAUCAUGGGAGAACUGAUCAAAGGAAAGGUCCUGUUUCCCGGCACUGACUAUAUUGACCAAUUGAAACGAAUCAUGGAGGUGGUGGGGACACCGACACCUGACCUGCUGCAAAAAAUUUGCUCUGAACAUGCACAGAAGUACAUCCAGUCUCUGGCCUACAUGCCGCCACAAGACUUGGAGAAGAUCUUCAGAGGAGCAAACCCACUAGCCGUAGACCUGCUGAAGCACAUGCUGGUGCUGGACUGUGAUGGAAGGAUCUCGGCGAGUGAAGCCCUGGCCCACCCGUACUUCUCCCAGUAUCACGACCCCGAGGAUGAGCCGGAAGCCCCGCCGUACGACCAAACGCUGGAGAGCAAAGACCGCACCCUGGAAGAAUGGAAAGAGUUGGUGUUUGAAGAGGUGAACAGUUUUAAAACAGUGGUCUGCACUGCCGCAGAAAUAGUCGCUCAAGUCUCCACACAGUGCGCCAUGGCUUUGCGCUCCAGCAGGACGGGUUUCUACCGGCAGGACGUGAACAGGACCGGCUGGGAGGUCCCGGAGCGAUAUCGAGACCUCAAGCAGAUUGGGACAGGAGCGUAUGGGACUGUCUGUUCAGCGUGGGACAGACGAACAGGAGCUCAAGUUGCCAUCAAAAAACUUCACAGACCUUUUCAGUCCAAGCUCUUUGCCAAACGGGCUUACAGAGAACUACGACUGCUGAAACACAUGAAGCAUGAAAAUGUGAUUGGGUUGCUGGAUGUCUUCACCGCGGAGAUUGCAUUGGACCGCUUUAAAGACUUUUAUUUGGUGAUGCCGUACAUGGGGACAGAUCUGGGUAAACUGAUGAAGCUGGAGAGGCUGACGGAGGACAGAGUGCAGUUUCUUGUUUAUCAGAUGCUGCGAGGACUCAAGUAUAUCCACUCUGCAGGGAUCAUCCACAGGGACCUCAAGCCGGGGAAUUUAGCCAUCAAUCCAGACUGUGAAUUGAAGAUCUUGGACUUUGGCUUGGCUCGACAGGCGGAUGCAGAGAUGACCGGUUAUGUUGUAACUCGCUGGUACAGGGCGCCUGAAGUGAUUCUCAACUGGAUGCACUACUCACAAACAGUGGACAUCUGGUCUGCCGGCUGCAUCAUGGCAGAGAUGCUGCUGGGGAAACCACUUUUUAAAGGAAAUGACCACUUGGACCAGCUCAGAGAAAUCAUGAAGAUCACAGGAACACCCAUCCCUGAGUUUGUGAUGAAGCUACAAAGCCAAGAUGCCAGAAGCUACCUCAGAAGUAUACCAAAGGUGUCUAAGAAAGACUUGCACACAAUACUCUCCAAAGCUAGCCCAGAUGCAGUGAGUGUGUUGGAGAAGAUGCUCUUAUUGGACCCAGAGGAGCGGGUCAGUGCCUCAGAGUCACUGGAGCUUCCGUUCUUCAGUGAGUUUAGAGACACUGACGAAGAAACCGAAGCACAGCCAUACGACCAGACCAUGGACAACACUGACCUGCCCCUCGACCAGUGGAAACGUCACACGUUCACAGAGAUUUUGACCUUCAGACCUCCCAAAGACUCUAGAGAGACCACCCUUUGA